Messenger RNA from Chelonus insularis, 788 nucleotides. RefSeq names its product ubiquitin conjugating enzyme 7 (gene Ubc7). Lineage: Eukaryota; Metazoa; Arthropoda; Insecta; Hymenoptera; Braconidae. The transcript has 4 exons. Bases 169 to 672 code for a protein of 167 amino acids. The record is from RefSeq and is a predicted model, not a curated record. Gene Ontology annotation, cellular component: endoplasmic reticulum; cytosol.
UAUAGUAUACUUUUGAGCUUUUAAAUAAGACAGUAUUCAUUAAUAUCGUUCAAUGUAUACUUGCCUAAAUGAAUACCAAAAUGUAGGACAAUUGUUAUUGCUUAGUGAAUUGUCAUGACAUGAACAAGUCCAACAAGUGUGAGCAAGUGAAUAAAUUGAAUAAAAACCAUGGCUGGAUCAGCAUUACGACGCCUUAUGGCAGAAUACAAACAGUUAACCUUGAAUCCACCGGAAGGUAUUGUAGCUGGACCUGUUAAUGAAGAAAACUUUUUCGAAUGGGAAGCAUUAAUUACUGGUCCAGAAGGUACUUGUUUUGAAGGUGGGGUUUUUCCUGCCAAGCUCAUAUUUCCACCUGAUUAUCCAUUAAGUCCACCGAAAAUGCAAUUCACCUGUGAAAUGUUCCAUCCAAAUAUUUAUGCUGAUGGAAGGGUUUGUAUCAGCAUUCUUCAUGCUCCUGGUGAUGACCCAAUGGGCUAUGAAAGCAGUGCUGAACGAUGGAGUCCAGUUCAAAGUGUUGAAAAAAUUUUGUUAAGUGUCGUCAGCAUGUUAGCGGAACCGAAUGAUGAAAGUGGGGCUAAUGUUGAUGCCGCUAAAAUGUGGAGAGAAGAUAGAGCAGAAUUUCAGAGAAUUGCACAGAAACUUGUUCGUAAAACACUUGGCAUUCGAACAUAAGAACUUUAUUCGUGAAUAUAUAAAUGAUAAAUCAUAUUCUUUAUAUUUAUUUGAUUUCAAGAUUCUAUUUGAAUAAAUGAUAUGAGAAUCCAAAUUAAUUUGGCGUAAAAAAAUAA